AGCCACGUCUGUGCACCACAUUCCCUCUCCUUCCAGCAAAAAGACUCUCGCUUCUGCACCCCAGCAAUGACGUCCUUCAGCAGCCAUAGUUUUAGGUCUUCUGGAGGGGCAUUCGGUGGAGGCUCCAUGCAGGGUGCCUCUCUAGGAAGGUCAUCCAUCAUGGGUGGCGGAGUCGGUGGCCAAAUAAGAUCCAUGCGUUCUGGCAGCGUGUAUGGGGGUGCAGGAGGCAGAGGGGUCAAAAUCUCCACUGCAUCGAGCCUCUUUUCAGCUGGUGGCGGCGGUGGUGGUGGAGCAGGCUUUGGCUUUGGUGGUGGAGCAGGGCUUGGCUUUGGUGGUGGCGCUGGAGGUGGAGCAGGAUUUGGCUUUGGUGGUGGUGCUGGAGGAGGCUUUGGGGGAGGCGAUACGGACCUCAACGUGACCAUCAAUGAGAAAGCAACCAUGCAGAACCUGAACGACCGUCUGGCAUCUUACCUGGACAAGGUGCGCUCUCUGGAGAAGGCCAAUGCAGAUCUCGAGCUGAAGAUCAGACAGUUUCUGGAGAACAAAACCUCACCUGCUGCGAGAGAUUACUCUGCCUAUCAGGCCACAAUCAGCGACCUUCAGGAUAAGAUCCAAGAUGCCACCCGUGUCAAUGGAGGAGUCUACCUAGCCAUUGAUAAUGCAAAAUUGGCCGCUGACGACUUCAAAAACAAGUAUGAGAACGAGCUGGCCUUGCGCCAAUCUGUAGAAGCAGAUAUUGCUGGGCUGAAGAGACUCCUUGAUGAGCUGACAUUGGCAAGAUCCGACCUGGAGAUGCAGAUUGAAGGCUUAAAGGAGGAACUUAUCUUCCUCAAGAAGAAUCACGAGGAGGAACUGGCAGCCAUGCGCGGUCAGAUGACUGGUUCAGUGAACGUAGAGGUGGACGCAGCUCCUCAGGAGGAUCUGAGCCGUGUGAUGGCUGAAAUCCGUGAGCAGUAUGAGGGAGUUGCUGCCAAAAACCAACGUGACUUAGAGGCCUGGUUCCAAACAAAGUCAGAGACACUGACUAAGGAGGUUGUGGCCAGUACAGAGACCCUACAAGUGUCCAAGACUGAAAUCACUGAGCUUAGACGCACCCUUCAAGGCCUGGAGAUCGAGUUACAAUCUGAACUCAGUAAAAAAGCGUCUCUUGAGGGAACUCUUAAGGACACAGAAGCACAGUACUCCAUGCAGCUGACUCAACUGCAGGUUCGUGUAACAAGUCUGGAGGAGCAGAUCGUUCAGCUCAGAGCUGACAUGGACAGACAAGGUCAGGAGUACAAAAUGCUGUUGGACAUCAAGACCCGGCUGGAGAUGGAGAUCGCGGAGUACAGGAGACUGCUGGAUGGAGAAGCAGGCAGCAUUUCCACUUCUGGAGGAGGAGGAGGAGGAGGAGGAGUAGGAGUAGGAGGCGGAGUGGUCUCUAACAAAAGCAUCAUGAUAAAGACCAUUGUGGAAGACAUAGUUGAUGGGGAAGUGGUGUCAACUACUACAAAAUAAACACCAAAUUUCAGAAUACACUGCCCAUCUACACCUGUCACAUCAGUCCUAAGACCUUGUAAUCCACGGUUUUCAGAAUAAAAUAAGUGAUGCCACAGAAA
Labeo rohita (rohu) is the source of this 1598-nucleotide messenger RNA. RefSeq names its product keratin 15 (gene krt15). The record is from RefSeq and is a predicted model, not a curated record. NCBI's taxonomy places the organism in Eukaryota, Metazoa, Chordata, Actinopteri, Cypriniformes, Cyprinidae. Gene Ontology annotation, molecular function: structural molecule activity. The transcript has 7 exons. Bases 67 to 1497 code for a protein of 476 amino acids.